Molecule: messenger RNA, 1130 nt
Organism: Polyodon spathula (Mississippi paddlefish)
Lineage: Eukaryota; Metazoa; Chordata; Actinopteri; Acipenseriformes; Polyodontidae
Product: GTPase IMAP family member 4-like
Exons: 2
Coding region: 21-1130 (369 amino acids)
Molecular function (GO): GTP binding
Source: RefSeq, a predicted model, not a curated record
AGAGGAGGAGAGAAGAGGAGAUGAAACAGAAAUAUGAGGAGGAACAGAGGAAGAGAGAAGAGGAGCUGAUGGAGAUGUUGAAGAAGCAAAUGAAGGAAGAGGAGCUGGAGAAAGAGGCAGAGGAAUCCAAGCUGCCUGUCAGGAGAAGGAACAGCACUGAAAGAGCUCGUCCCAGCUUUUCUGGAGGUGAAGGAGAGGCUCCCCUUGCAGAUAACCAAGCGCCUCCCAGCCCCCCUGAGCUGAGGAUGGUGCUGCUUGGGAAGACUGGGGCUGGGAAGAGUGCAGCAGGAAACACCAUCCUGGGCAGAGAGGGGUUUAGAUCUGAAGCCAGCUCCUCUGCAGGAACGAGGGAGUGUGAGAAGAGAGAAGGAGAAGUGGCUGGGAGACGUGUUGCUGUUAUUGACACUCCAGAGCUCACCUCUCAGAACAAACUCCCGAUAGGCAGCUGCAUGUCUCUGUCUGCCCCGGGACCCCACGCUUUCCUCCUGGUGAUACCGGUGGGCCGAUUCCCAGAGGAAGAGAGGAGAGCAGUGGAGACAGUCCAGGAGAUAUUCAGUGAGGAGGCUGUGAGGAGCUACACGAUGCUGCUUUUCACACACAGUGACAAACUGAAAGGCAAGACCAUUGAGGAUUAUAUUCAGAGAGGCAGCAAGGAGCUCCAGCAGCUUGUUGAGAAAUGUGGGAACAGGUAUCAUGUUCUCAACACUGAGGACAGGAGCGAUCGCACUCAGGUCACACAGCUCCUGGACAAGAUAGACAACAUGGUGAAGGGAAACAACCCCAGCUACUACACCAGUGAGAUGUACCAGCAAGCAGAAGAGAAGGCUGGAGAAGUGAGGCUAAGGAAGAAGAGAGAAGAGCAGAUUGACAGGGUGGGAUAUGAAAAGAGCAAACUGCUAAAGGAGAGGCCAGAAGAGCUGGAGCUACAACUGGAGCUGAGGAGAGAGAAGGAGAAAUCCAGAGUGCUGGAGCGGGAGCUGAAGAGAGCACAAGAAGGGGAGCAAGAGCUGAAGAAACAGAGGGAGAAAAUGAGAGAGCUGGAGGAGGAGCAGAGGAGAGACAGAGAGAAAAAAGGGGGAGCUGCGGAGAGAAAGAGGGGAGAGCAAAAGAAAACCAAAAAUGACUUUUAA